Messenger RNA from Symbiodinium necroappetens, 1638 nucleotides. NCBI's taxonomy places the organism in Eukaryota, Dinophyceae, Suessiales, Symbiodiniaceae. The record is from the annotation of a GenBank genome assembly.
AUGGUCAUGGACCGCUAUCAUCUGCGCCUGCCCUUGACGAGGCACUGGAGUUUGAUGGGGGCGAGCCGUGGCAGCGAGCAGAAUGCGUCGACCCGCCUGGCAUUCCUGGUGGUCGACCGCGCUCGGAUGUUGCGACGCUCAGGCCUACUCUGCUUGGCAGCGCCACUAGUGGCGUCCAAGCUGGUGCAAGCUGCUGGCUCUUUCGGAUCCUCCAAAGACGUGUCCAAGCCAGCCGCUGCUCAAAGCGUUGUUGCUUUUCGUGGAAAUUGCUAUGAUGUCAUCUAUGACGAGAAGGGUGGACCGCAAGAUCUCGGUCGCCUCGUUGUAUGCCCCUAUGGCUCGACGACGACUGGUGAUGUCGCUGAGUGCUUGGAUCAGGUGAACCGCAUAGCUGCCGAGCGAAUCAAGAAGGACAUCGUGGUCCUGUUGGAUUUCACCGAUUUCGUGUGGCCUUCGCCGAUAAUGGCAUACCGCUGCUUCUUUCCGAUCAUUCGGGAGCGAUUGCCAGCGGAGGAGCUCCGGGAGAAGACCCAGGCCUUUGCAAUCGUGCAGAAGGAGCGCUUCUGGAUUCGUCCUGUGGUGGAUGCUGUGCUCCUCAUGGCGCAGCCAGAGACAGCUCCAAUCUUUGCUCAGGACCGCCACGAGGCCUCCGAUCUCAUCUCAAAGCGCUUUGAGAGCCACGCUGCAAGGCGCCCUUUGCUAAAAAUGUGGGAGCGCUGUGUCGAAACUCUGCAACGUGGCGAGAAAGAGAAAGCCUGGAACAUAAGAGGAGAAAUCCGGGUCCAGGAAGACGCUGAAAGACUUGGUCCCGAAAUAUGGGAGCAGUUUGCAGAGCAGUUCGAUCUGGGAAUCAAAGCCUUCAUCUUCGCACCUAGGUGUUCAAACUGGAAGCUGGACUCCCUGGAGCACACCGAAUUGAGGAGGGCACAGGGGCAAGUUGAAUUGAAGCCUUACGCCAGCGAAGCCGAGAUUCAAGAAAACCGGUCCGGUCGUACUUUGAAAGACAAUGUAGCCAGUGGCCGUGCAUGCAGUGUGAUAUCGUUGGUGCAGAAAGCUCGCAAUGGGAAAGCAGCCAUUUGGCUCAAAACCUGCGGCCAAAAGAUUAUCUGCCAAGGCGGGAUGGAGAGAAGCUGCGGCUGUGGCUCGAGCAUGUUCAAUCCUGUCGCUGAGAUGCCCAUCACCGCAGAGCAGUUCGCAACCACUUUGGAGAACAUGACACGAGCUUGGGAGGCAUGUCCCGUGAAAGGAGGAUGCAGUGCGGGUUCAGAUUUGGAGCUCGCCGGUGUGUACCUUUGCGGAGAGGGCACAGUCUGGAUGGAAGAACUCGCUCGUUUCGAUACCCACGUUUCAGUUGCCCUGCCGGAAGAGCAGCGACUCCCGAAGGACGAAGAGAAGUCCUUCUUCGACGAUUGCCAGCAGACGUGCGAGGAGAUGAUCGCCAGAUGGCAUUCCGGAGAAUCCUCCCAUCCAGACCGAGAGAUUCUCGCGGCGGAGUACCCGGAUUCGGAGGCUGGAAAGCGGAAGCUUCAGCUGGACCUCUUCAGCCCCGACGUGAAGGACGAUCCCUUCGUCCAGGCAGCCGAUCUGAAGCUGCGGCUCAUCAAGUACACCGCACCUCCCAGACAGAAGAACCUCUGA